Messenger RNA from Orycteropus afer afer, 2901 nucleotides. It is a transcript of the gene CCDC33, whose product is annotated as coiled-coil domain containing 33. Gene Ontology annotation, cellular component: peroxisome. The transcript has 20 exons. Lineage: Eukaryota; Metazoa; Chordata; Mammalia; Tubulidentata; Orycteropodidae. The record is from RefSeq and is a predicted model, not a curated record.
AUGGCCUUCCGGGAGUCCAAGCCCUGGGUCCCUGCAUCCCUGCUGAGCCAGAGGCUGAAAGUUGAGGAGAAAACACUGGGCCUGGAGUUCGAAGUCUUGAGCAUGAGGUUUAAUGAGGCUGGCAGAUACGCCCUGCGCCUGUCCGCUGAGAACCUCCUGCAGGCCGGCUCCAAGGAGAGGGUGCAGUUGCAAGUGAAUGGUGAGGACCCUCUCCCUGCCUGUUCUACUGUCACUGAUGUCAUUGAACAGCAGAAUCUUGGCCAGAGCAUUGCCCUCUCCAGGAACAAGUUUGUCUUCAUCUUGCCCAAAGGGUUUUGCAAGAAUGACAGGCAUGGUUGACUGAUUCCAGGGCAUGAUGCAUGGCUUCAGGUGGAAACACUGAGGUUGAAUGGGGCCUCAGGACGGACAGCCCAGCAAUUGGCUGAGGCCAUUUUCCCUAUCUAUCCACACUCAGACCAGCCCUGCAUGAACUUCGCCUCUUGGGACCACGAGGACCUGUACCACUACUGUGGCACCCUGGCUCUGCUCUGGGCCAGUGCAGACCUCAUGUCUUGCCACUGUGGGGGCCUAGCCUAUAGUGUGGUCUUCCAGGCACACCAGGCCCUGAGGCCACCUGCCUUAAACUGCUCACCAGGGGCCAGCCAGCCAGAGCCAGAAUCUGAGGACCCACAGGAGCCCCUGGGCACCUCUCAGAAUGCAGAAUCUGGCAUCAACCACCUGUCCCCCUCUAAUAAGGAGACCAUCAUGGUCACUCUCCAUGGGGCUAUCAAUCUACCCACCUGCAAGGAUGACUCUGAGCCAUGGCCCUAUGUGAUUGUGAAAACCACGUCCGAGGACUCACAGAGCCAGAUUUCCAAGGCAGUCACAUCUGUGACCUCAGAGCCCACCAGAGCCCCCAUCUGGGGCGACACAGUGCAAGUAGAGAUCCAAGCCGAGGAUGCUGGGCAAGAAGAUGUGGUGCUGAAGGUGCUGGACAGCAAAAAGAAAGAGGAACUGCUGUCCUACAAAAUCCCUAUCAAAUACCUACGUGUCUUCCACCCCUACCACUUCAAACUGGUGAAGCCCACCCAGUCUGAGAAAUCUGGUGAAGCCACUUCCAAGACCCAACUAUUUGCAACAAUCAUCAGGAAGGGCAGCUUCAUCCCCCUCUACAUUGGCUGCAACCACACGGCUCUCGAGGUCUUUCUCAGGGGAGUCAAUGAGCCUCUGGCCAACAACCCCAGACCCAUGGUGGUGAUUGCCCGAGUGGUUCCCAACUACAAGGAGUUUAAGUCCAGCCAGGUGAACCAAGACCCAGCAUCCCUGGGUCUGCCUAUUACCCAACUAUCCUUCCCUAUCUCAUCAGUAAUGAACUUUGAUGUUCCUCGUAUCAGCAAAAAUGGAUGCCCUCAGCUGACCAAGCCUGGGGGCCCCCCAGAGCAGCCCCUGUGGAAUCAGUCCUUCCUCUUCCAAGGCUCUGAUGGAGCCACCACCUUCUCAGAAGACACAGCCCUGGUCUUGGAAUACUACUCAUCAUCAUCAAUGAAAGGCAGUGAACCGUGGACCUUCAGCCAGCCCCUGGGCAUCUCUGUGUUGCCACUCAAGAAUCGUUUGUACCGCAAGAUGCUGAUUGGGAAGGGGCUGAGCGGGCUGCGCAUGGAACGGCUCCCCAUCAUUAAAACCAACCUGAAAACCAUAAAUGGUAAGGCUCCCACGGUGGAUCUCUCCCUCCAGCUGCAUUCUUCAGAGAGGCCAGAAAACUUCCUGACAUCAAACAGCAGCAAGGUUCUGCCCACUCUGGAUCCCAAGAUCCUGGAUGAGAAUCUGGGUACCAUCUCUGAGUCCUGGUCAAAGCCCAUGGGGAGCUCCACAGUGAAUUCUAGCACAUCCAUCUCUCAGGAAGCAGAGGAGGAGCCUCAGGUGCCAGAGAUGUCCAAUGAAAAGGAGAUGAACAACUACCGGCGGGCCAUGCAGAAGAUGGCUGAGGACAUCAUCUCGCUGCGGAAGCAGGCCAGCAUCCUGGAGGCUGAGAAUCGCAUGUUGAAGAGCCACCUGAACCUGCAGGAGACCGAGGAAGAAGAAGAGUACAAAGCCGAGGAGGCCCAGAACCUGGUGUCCAUGAAGCAGAAACUGCUGUGGAAUGAGGUGGAUAUGAAGAAAUUGAGGGACAAGGUGCAGCAUUUGCAGAAUGAGCUGAUUCGAAAAAAUGAUCGAGAGAAGGAGCUGCUCCUUCUGCACCAGGCUCAGCAGCCACAGUCUGUGCUCCUGAAGAGGUACCAGGACAGGCUGCAGAAGAUGAAGGCCUUGGAGGAGACCGUGCAGCACCAGGAAAAGGUGAUUCAGAAGAUGGAGAGGGUGCUGGAGGACAAGCUGAAGGAUAGGAAUGAGCCCCUUCUGAAUAGGCCGCAGGGAAAACCCACUGUAGCCUUCCCCACACUCUCAGCCUCCGGCCUUCCACCAGGUCCUGUAAGAGAGAACUUGCCUGGUGACCUUUACUCAGUGCUGCUGGCGGAAAACUCAAGGCUGCGGGCCGAGCUGGAUAAAACCCGCCACCAGUCGGCCCCCAUUAUUCUGCAGCAACAGGCCCUUCCGGAUCUCCUUGCCAAUACUUCAGACAAGUUUAACCUCUUGGCCAAGCUGGAACGAGCUCAGAGCCGGAUCCUGUCCCUGGAAAGCCAGUUAGAGGACUCAGCCCGACGUUGGGGACAAGAGAAGCAGGACUUAGCAACACGGCUGCAGGAGCAAGAGUAUGGCUUCAGGCACCCCUCAAACUCUGUCCUCACAGACCUACCCGAACCCCCGACCCACCCCAAGGACCACAGUCGACCUUCAAAGCUGGACCCAUUGCUGCCCAGCUCAGAGAUUAAUCCCAACCAGCCAUCGACCUCCCAGAAGGAGACUUCUAAGUCCUAGCAGACCUGA